UGAGGACAUCACAGUCCGUUCAGCGAGCUGGUGUUUACCCCACACCUGCUGUGUGCAGAGCUUCUCUCCGCGCCGGACACAGGCCUGGUGAGCAGGCGUCCCACGUGGGGUGGGGCAGGCAUGCUCAGCCAACGACAGAGCGUGACCCCCUCGCUUCCCAAGACCGCCCGUUGGCAGCUCGCAGACGUCUCCCUGCGGAGCCCCACUCAGCCGCGGCAGUCGCGUCCCACCCCUGCCGCUCCCCAGAGGGGUGCUUCCUGGCUGGGAGAGCAGCCCCCGGCCCAGCGUGGUGCCCUCACCUCCCACCCAGCCUGGGCAGAAAGCCCUGGGUCCUAACCCCACGCCCACACCCAUGGCCGUAGAUGGCACCCCGCCUCUCUCUAAAGCUCAGUUUUCCAUCCUAGAAAAACAGAUGGGGAAAUGAGACAUGACUUUUAUCACAGUCGUAAAGAUGAGAACAGAGCUGGAUGUAGACAUCUGGGAACCACACAACGACGCGCCUGUUCUCAGAACAAAGUGCUCUGCGCGCACGCCAGGCCCCUGGACACGGCUCAGGAUGAGAGUGAGCUCGGCCGGGACCUCCCCGGGGCUGCAGGGGCAGGGCAGCCAGGCCCCCAGAGCCGCCCCCCGCCCCCACAGGCCUGGGCUCCAACCGGCGGCUGUGAUAAGCAGGCUGGGCGCCAGCCACCUUCCAGCCUGGGCGAGCGGACCUUGCCCCGGAGGCCUGUUGCUGCGGGGACUCACGGCUGUCCUCGGAAGGGCCCCACCAUGGCGGGUCUGCUGUGUCUCGUCCUGCUCAGCACCGCCCUGGGCGGCCUCCUGCGGCCAGCGGGGAGCGUGUUCCUGCCCCGGGACCAGGCCCACCGUGUCCUGCAGAGAGCCCGCAGGGCCAACUCAUUCUUGGAGGAGGUGAAGCAGGGAAACCUGGAGCGAGAGUGCCUGGAGGAGACCUGCUCGUUCGAGGAGGCCCGCGAGGUCUUCGAGGACGCAGAGCAGACGGAUGAAUUCUGGAGUAAAUAUAAAGAUGGAGACCAGUGUGAAGGCCACCCUUGCCUGAAUCAGGGCCGCUGUAAAGACGGCAUCGGGGACCACACCUGCACCUGUGCGGAAGGGUUUGAAGGCAAAAACUGCGAGUUCUCCACGCGUGAGAUCUGCAGCCUGGACAACGGGGGCUGUGACCAGUUCUGCAGGGAGGAGCGCAGCGAGGUACGGUGCUCCUGCGCCCACGGCUACAUGCUGGGCGACGACAGCAAGUCCUGCGUGUCCACAGAGCCCUUCCCCUGUGGGAAGUUCACGCAGGGACGCAGCCGGCGGUGGGCCAUGCACGCCAGCGAGGACGCGCUUGACGCCAGCGAGCUGGAGCAGUACGGCCCUACAGACCUGAGCCCUACAGAGAGCUCCUUGCACCUGCUGGGCCUCAACAGGACCGAGCCCAGCGCCAGGGAGGACGACAGCAAGUUGAUCCGGAUAGUGGGCGGCAGGGACUGCGCGGAGGGCGAGUGCCCCUGGCAGGCUCUGCUGGUCAACGAGGAGAACGAGGGAUUCUGCGGGGGCACCAUCCUGAACGAGUUCUACAUCCUCACGGCUGCCCACUGCCUGCACCAGGCCAAGAGGUUCACGGUGAGGGUCGGCGACCGGAACACGGAGCAGGAGGAGGGCGACGAGAUGGCACACGAGGUGCAGCUGACUGUGAAGCACAGCCGCUUUGUCAAGGAGACCUAUGACUUUGACAUCGCGGUGCUGAGGCUCAAGACGCCCAUCCAGUUCCGCCGGAACGUGGCGCCCGCCUGCCUGCCCGAGAAAGACUGGGCGGAGGCCACACUGAUGACCCAGAAGACGGGCAUCGUCAGCGGCUUCGGGCGCACGCACGAGAAGGGCCGCCUGUCGUCCACGCUCAAGAUGCUGGAGGUGCCCUACGUGGACCGCAACACCUGCAAGCUGUCCAGCAGCUUCACCAUCACGCCCAACAUGUUCUGCGCGGGCUACGACACCCAGCCCGAGGACGCCUGCCAGGGCGACAGCGGCGGCCCCCACGUCACCCGUUUCAAGGACACCUACUUCGUCACGGGCAUCGUCAGCUGGGGCGAAGGGUGCGCGCGCAAGGGGAAGUUCGGCGUCUACACCAAGGUCUCCAACUUCCUCAAGUGGAUCGACAAGAUCAUGAAGGCCAGAGUGGGGGCCGCGGGCAGCCACGGCCACAGCGAAGCCCCCGCCACCUGGACAGUCCCGCCCCCCCCUUCCGCUCUGAGCGGGCUCCCUCCCUGCCUGAUUAGACCUGUGUCCUCUCCUUAGUCUGGGUCUGUUCUUG
Messenger RNA from Bubalus bubalis (water buffalo), 2308 nucleotides. RefSeq names its product coagulation factor X (gene F10). Bases 421 to 2292 code for a protein of 623 amino acids. The record is from RefSeq and is a predicted model, not a curated record. The transcript has 8 exons. Lineage: Eukaryota; Metazoa; Chordata; Mammalia; Artiodactyla; Bovidae. Gene Ontology annotation, biological process: blood coagulation; proteolysis. Gene Ontology annotation, molecular function: calcium ion binding; serine-type endopeptidase activity. Gene Ontology annotation, cellular component: extracellular region.